Lodderomyces oxycetoniae is the source of this 801-nucleotide messenger RNA. It is a transcript of the gene YML6, whose product is annotated as mitochondrial 54S ribosomal protein uL4m. The record is from RefSeq and is a predicted model, not a curated record. The coding region runs from base 1 to 801 and encodes 266 amino acids. Gene Ontology annotation, molecular function: structural constituent of ribosome. The transcript has a single exon. NCBI's taxonomy places the organism in Eukaryota, Fungi, Ascomycota, Pichiomycetes, Serinales, Debaryomycetaceae. Gene Ontology annotation, cellular component: ribosome. Gene Ontology annotation, biological process: translation.
AUGAUCAGAUCUAUACAAAGGUUAGCACCGCAUGCUCCGAUAGUCAAAGUUGGCAGCUCAUCUAGUGAACUUCAUUUUGCAGAACCACCCAAAUAUACGCUUGCACAAUUACGAAGUUUUCCAAGGUUGGAACCAAAAUCAUUUAUUCCUCUUCCGACAAACUUUUUCCAUACAGAAAUUCCAACAAGACGUGAUAUAUUAUGGAGUGCUACCGUUUUCGAGGCUGAUCGUGCUCGAGUGGGUUCAAAUUAUGUUACAAAGAAGUCGGAUGCACCAUUUUCGAAUAGGAAAGUACGUCCUCAAAAGGGUUCUGGUAGAGCACGUUUGGGUGAUGCUAAUUCGCCGCAUAUGUUUAAUGAUGUUAAAGCUCACGCGAUAAAGGGACCGCACGACUGGUCUACCGAGAUACCGAAAAAAGUAUAUGCUAGAGCUAUACAAGUUGCAUUAACUACCAGAUACAGGGAUGGACAUAUGUUCGUUAUUGAGGAUCAAUGUGAUUUCAAACAGGAUAACCUUGAAAUCACACAAAGUUUUGUAUCUGCUCAUAAGUUCAACAAUUUGAGCAUGUUGUUUAUAGUUGAUUCGGACAGAGAUAACUUAGCUAAGAGUAUGCAGACGUUUUUUCUCAGUCCAGGCAGGUUGCGGCUAAUUCAUCCUUUUGAAAGACGAAAGGCUAAAUCCCUUGUCAAGGGUAAGGUGAUAAAAAAGGAAGAUGUUGAAGCUGGAGAUAUCCUUGUAGCCAAUCGUGUAUUUGUUGAAAAGUCCGCGUUGGAAUGGCUUAUUGCUAAAUAUGCAAUAUGA